UCAUGGCGGAAGUCGAAGCCACGAAGUCGCUCGCCGGUCUGCUUAAUGGAAUAGCUCAAAAAGAAUAUCAUAACAAGGAGGAGAUCAGCGAGGAGCUGCUGAAAAAUGAGCUGUACCCCGAGCUGCCAGCGGAGGAGUUCCACGCCUUGCAUGAGAAAAUGAAAGGACUUCUCAAGUCCAUUGCCUCAGCUGACAUGGACCAUGGGCAGCUCGAGGCAUUCCUCACAGCCCAGACCAAGAAGCAGGGCAGCAGGGGAGUGAGUGUCGAACAGGCUGCCGCCCUCUCCCGCUUCUGGAAGAGCCAGCGGGCCCGCGUCAGGGAGAGCCUACUGGGGCAGAGCCGCUGGGAGCCAGGCCUCAGAGGGCUGUCCUGGAGGGUGGACCUCCAGACCUCUGCUAGCCGGGGGGAGGCGGCCCACAGCAACCCAGUGGCCCUGGUAGAGCUGGAACUGGGCAGGUCUGGACAGGACUCAGAGUUUGUGUGUCUGGAGUUUGAUGAAGCCAAGGUUAACCAAGUGCUGAAGAAAAUGGCUGACAUCCAGGAGAGCAUCGACACCAUCGUUAACCGCGGUUAAGGCUGCAUAAGCGUGUAUAGGUGUGUUUUAAGUGCACACAGGACUACAUCAGGGCAACAGUGGCUGAGAUGAGACUGUCCCAUCUUCCUUUGUGUGAUGAUGACACUUCCUGUCCAGUCUGACCUAUUUCCUCUCAUUCUAUCGCUCCAGACAGAGGAACAGGAAGUGGUCAUAAACCCUUUAAAGACCAACAUUAGUGUGCCUUUGCUGGUUACAACAUGGCUUCUGUACAUCUCAUCAAACCAGAUAAGGCCAUAUUUUCAGAUGUCAUACAUGUGCAUUUAUGUUCAAUCUGUGGGUCAAUUUACCGUAUAUGUUUUGGGUAUAUUCACAUGUGUUAUAAACACUUGUAGAUCGAAUGUAGCUUUUCAGAGCUCUGUUAGCCCUUAACUACUCUAACUACAUGUUUUCUACAUUGUCAAUACUAAAAAAAAAAAAUCCGUCUGUAUUAUCUGUUUAAAUGCCAAGGAAUUUGUGCAAAGUACAUAAUGAGCCAUCUCACAGGUGUCAGUGCAAAUUCCCAAUUAAAUGUAAUUAAUUACUGUUAAUCUAGUAGUUGGUCAGCAGUUUUCAUGUAGCGAGUAUUGUGGUUCAGUUGUGGAUUGGCCUAAUUUUUCCUGUUCAUCUUAACCAUAUUAUUUGUCGCUUAAAGUGGCACUAG
Molecule: messenger RNA, 1236 nt
Organism: Lampris incognitus (smalleye Pacific opah)
Lineage: Eukaryota; Metazoa; Chordata; Actinopteri; Lampriformes; Lampridae
Gene: commd1
Product: copper metabolism (Murr1) domain containing 1
Exons: 3
Coding region: 3-575 (190 amino acids)
Biological process (GO): regulation of proteasomal ubiquitin-dependent protein catabolic process; negative regulation of sodium ion transmembrane transport; positive regulation of protein ubiquitination
Cellular component (GO): endosome
Source: RefSeq, a predicted model, not a curated record